UUGUCGGCCAUUUUUUACAAGUACAAGCUCCCCGACACACAAAACAUAACACACUCCCGUUAUAACUGUAAAUAUUAUCGGAGUACACCACCGCAGUGAGACGUGAACAGCCGUCAUGUCCGACUUUAUUGUCAGCGAGGCUGAGGAGUCAGAGGAGGAGGAGGAGGAGUUAGAAGAGAAAGACUUAAAACCUAAAAAGACCCAGCGGUUUGUGGAGGAAGAUGACGAGGAAGAAGAAGAGAACACAGAGGACCAGGAUGAACGAGGAAAUUUACGCGGACUCAUUGAUGAUGCAGAAGAGGAGGAGGAGCCGGUGGCACCAGCACCUGCAAGUGCAGCGGGGAGUGACUCAGAAGAAGAAGUAGUAGGGAGGCAUCGACGGAAAAAGCGCAAUCGUGAAGACGACUACCUGGAUGACGAUGAUUUGGACCUGAUUGAGGAAAACUUGGGUGUUAAAGUGAAAAGAAGGAAGAAGAAAUACGACCGUGUAAAAACACUCGAUGAUGAUGAAGACGAUGACGACGAGAAGGACUUGAUCGCGGAUGAGAUCUUUCAUGGAGAUGCCGAGGGCGAUCUGGAGGAAGGGGAGGCCGUCGAUGAGCCCCUCCACCAAGCAGAUGACGAGGAAGAAGGAGAAGACGAGGAGUCAGAUAUAGACGAUUUUAUUGUGGAUGAUGACGGCCAACCCAUCACCAAAAAGAGGGGCAAGAAGUUCUCAGGAUACACAGAUGCAGCCCUCCAGGAGGCCCAGGAAAUCUUCGGCGGAGACUUUGACUUCGCUGAAUUUGACGCAGACGCAUACGACCAGGGUGAGGAGGAGGAGGAGGACCAGGAUGAAGAAGCUUGGGACCGACCCAAGAAGCAGACAAAGAGGAGGCAAGGCAGGAAGAGCAUCUUUGAGAUCUACGAGCCCAGCGAGCUGGAAAGUAGUCACAUGACCGACCAAGACAACGAGAUCCGUAACACAGACAUGCCGGAGAGGUUCCAGUUGCGAUCCAUCCCUGUUAAACCCGCUGAGGAUGAUGAGCUGGAAGAGGAAGCAGAGUGGAUCUUCAGACACGGAUUCUCCACUCUAACUAUCUCCAUGCAGGAGAGCACAGAUUAUCUGGACAGGGGGACGACUACAAACUUCAGCAGGAAGGGCCCCAGCACAAUUGCCAAGAUCAAAGAGGCCCUCAACUUCAUGAGGAAUCAACAAUUUGAGGUCCCAUUCAUAGCUUUCUACAGGAAAGAAUAUGUGGAGCCAGAACUAAACAUAAACGACCUGUGGAAGGUUUGGCAGUGGGAUGAAAAGUGGACUCAGCUGAAGAACCGGAAGCAGAACUUGACCCGUCUGUUCCAGAAGAUGCAGGCCUACCAGUUUGAGCAGAUCUCAGCUGACCCUGACAAACCUUUGGCUGACGGCGUCCGUCCUUUGGACACCUCCGACCUGGAGAGAUUGAAAGAUGUGCAGACUCUUGAAGAGCUGGGGGAUGUUUACAACCACUUUCUGCUCUACUACGGCCGAGACAUCCCCAAGAUGCAGAACACUGUAAAGACCAGUAAGAAGAGGCUCAAGAAGAUCAAAGAAGUGAACGAAGAUGGUGAAGAAGAGGAAUUGGAGGUAGAAGAAGAAGAAGAAGAACAGAAAGGACCUGACCUCAAGCUGGCGUCUCGUAGAGAUAUGUACAGCAUCUGUCAGAGCGUAGGACUUGAUGGCUUGGCUAAAAAGUUUGGGUUAACUCCAGAGCAGUUUGGAGAGAAUUUGCGUGACAGUUACCAGCGUCACGAGACGGAGCAGUUCCCGGCCGAGCCCGUGGAGCUGGCCAAAGACUACGUGUGCAGUCAGUUCAGCUCUCCUGAGGCCGUGCUGGAAGGAACCAGGUACAUGGUGGCCAUGCAGAUCGCCCGUGAACCUCUGGUCAGACAUGUCCUCCGACAGACCUUUCAAGAGAGGGCCAAGAUCAACAUCAAGCCCACAAAGAAGGGGAAAAAGGAGAUAGACGAGGCUCAUUUUGCCUACUCCUUCAAGUAUCUUAAGAACAAGGCUGUAAAAGAGCUGAAUGGGGAUCAGUUCUUGAAGAUGGGCCUGGCAGAGGAAGAGGGGCUGCUUACCAUUAAUAUCUGCAUUGACCUUUUAGGAGUCAAAGGCUUCGCCGGGGAGCAGACUUACUUUGACGAGAUCAAACAGUUCUACUACAGAGAUGAGUUCAGUCACCAGGUGCAGGAGUGGAACAGGCAGCGAACUCUUGCCAUAGAGAGAUCCCUCACUCAGUUCCUCUACCCUCAGAUGGCCAAGGAGCUCAAGAGCAAACUGAUCACUGAGGCCAAGGAGAGCAUUGUCCGGUCCUGCUGCCGUCGGUUGUACAACUGGCUGAAAGUGGCUCCUUACCGACCAGAUCAGCAGGUUGAGGAAGACGAUGAUCUGAUGGAUGAGAGUCAGGGCAAAGGCAUUCGGGUGCUGGGAGUAGCAUAUGCGCCCAGCCGAGACACACCAGUGUUCUGUGCGCUGAUCAACGGGGAAGGGGAGGUGGCCGACUUCCUGCGUCUGCCCUACUUCAUGAAGAGGAGGAACGCCUUUAGGGAGGAUGAGAGAGAGAAGAAGGCCCACGACAUCGAAACUCUCAAAAAGUUUCUAUCUGGGAAGAAACCUCAUGUCGUGGCUGUCGCUGGGGAAAACAGAGAUGCUCAAAUGAUCAUGGAGGACAUCAAGAGGGCCAUCAGCGAGCUGGAACAAGAGUCCUCUGUCCCCGCUGUGGGAGUGGAGCUCGUUGACAAUGAGUUGGCCACGCUGUACAUGAACAGCAAGAAGUCUGAGGUUGACUUUAGGGAUUACCCCCCCUUGCUGCGACAGGCUGUGUCAAUAGCCAGGAAGAUCCAGGACCCCCUGAUAGAGUACGCUCAGGUUUGCAGCACUGAUGAUGAUAUUCUCUGCCUCAAACUCCACCCACUGCAGGAACAAGUGGUGAAGGAAGAUUUGCUCUGUGCUCUUUACUUUGAAUUCAUUAACCGUGUGAAUGAGGUCGGAGUGGAUGUGAACAAGUGCAUCGCCCACCCUCACACCCAGAGCCUGGUGCAGUUUGUCUGUGGUCUGGGGCCGAGGAAGGGCUCCCAGCUGCUGAAGAUUCUGAAGCAGAACAACACUCGUCUGGAAAACCGAACCCAGCUGGUCACAAUGAGUCACAUGGGACCCAAGGUGUUCAUCAACUGUGCUGGUUUCAUCAAGAUCGACACGGCGUCGCUCGGAGACAGUACGGACUCCUACAUCGAGGUCCUGGAUGGGUCUCGUGUUCACCCUGAGACGUACGAGUGGGCUCGUAAGAUGGCCGUGGACGCGCUCGAGUACGAUGAAUCGGCAGAAGAUGCCAACCCAGCCGGAGCUCUGGAGGAGAUCUUGGAAAACCCAGAACGUCUCAAAGAUCUGGACCUGGACGCCUUCGCUGAAGAGCUUGAGAGACAGGGUUAUGGCAACAAGGGCAUUACUCUGUAUGAUAUCCGUGCAGAGCUGAGCUGCAGGUACAAAGAUCUGAGAGUCGCCUACAGGGUCCCCAACACUGAGGAGGUCUUCAACCUGCUCACCAAGGACACCCCAGAGACCUUUUAUAUUGGUAAGCUGAUCACCAGUAUAGUAACUGGUAUUGCUCACCGGCGGCCUCAGGGAGAGAGCUACGACCAGGCCAUCAGAAACGACUCCACCGGGCUGUGGCAGUGUCCUUUCUGCCAGCAGGACAACUUCCCCGAACUCAGCGAGGUUUGGAAUCACUUUGAUAGUGGUUCGUGUCCAGGUCAGGCCAUCGGGGUGCGGUCCAGAUUAGAUAACGGCGUCCAGGGGUUCAUUCCCACCAAGUUCCUCAGUGACAAAACGGUCAAACACCCCGAGGAGAGGGUCAAGGUGGGUAUGACGGUUCACUGCCGCAUCAUGAAAAUCGACAUUGAGAAAUUCAGCGUGGACCUCACAUGCCGCACCUCGGAUCUGAUGGACAAGGCCAAUGAGUGGAAGCUUCCCAAGGACAGCUACUAUGACUUUGACAAAGAGACUGAAGACCAAAAACAGGAAGAGGACCUCAAAAAGAAACAACAGCGAACACCAUAUAUAAAGCGCGUGAUCGCCCAUCCAAACUUCCACAAUAUCAGUUUCAACCAAGCGGAGAAAAUGAUGGAGACCCUGGACCAAGGAGACCUGAUCAUCAGACCCAGCAGCAAGGGAGAGAACCACCUCACUGUCACCUGGAAGGUGGCUGAUGGCAUCUACCAGCAUGUGGAUGUGAGGGAAGAAGGCAAAGAGAACGCAUUCAGCUUGGGACACACUCUCUGGAUCAACUCUGAGGAGUUUGAAGAUCUGGAUGAAAUCAGUGCUCGGUUCAUUCAACCAAUGGCGUCAUUUGCCCGAGAUCUCCUGGGGCAUAAGUACUUUCAGGAAUUGGGGAGCAAGGAUAAAAUGGAGGAGUUGUUGGUCAAGACAAAGAGGGAGAAGCCUACUUUUAUUCCAUACUUUCUAUCGGUAUGUAAAGAGCUCCCGGGGAAAUUCAUCCUGGGCUACCAGCCUCGAGGAAAACCAAGGGUUGAGUAUGUGACCAUCACCCCGGAUGGCUUCCGGUACCGCUCGCAGGUUUUCCCCACAGUGAACGGGUUAUUCCGCUGGUUUAAGGACCAUUACCAAGAGCCUGUGCCAGGCGUCACUCCCAGCAACAGCAGCAGAACAAGGACUCCUGCGUCCCUGAACGCCACCCCAGCAAAUAUCAACAUCGCAGACUUGACGCGAGCUGUCAACUCCCUCCCACGCAACAUGACCUCUCAGAUGUUCAAUGCCAUCGCCGCGGUUACAGGCCAGAACCAGAACCCCAACACCACCCCCGCUCAGUGGGGCUCCAGCCAGUACGGAUACGGUGGCAGCACAGGGGGAGGAGGGGGGAGCUCCUCUGCGUACCAUGUGUUUGCUACCCCUCAGCAGCCCAUAGCGACGCCCCUGAUGACGCCCAGCUACUCGUACACCACCCCCAGCCAGCAGGCUCUGGGCACGCCGCAGUACACCAGCACCACCCCCCAGUCCUCACACUCCCACGGGAGCCAUCCACACGGGAGCCACGUGUCACAACCAAGCCACCAAAGCAGUCAACACGGCAACCCGUCCAGCACACCGACAUCCUCCACCUCAUCCAGAGGACGCACGCCACAGCAGCAGCAGCCGCCGCCGCCAAAGCCCAGCGGCAGCAACGCCUCCGCAGUGGACUGGGGCAAGAUGGCGGAGCAGUGGCUGAAGGAGAAAGAGGCGGAGGGGCGGAAGAAGACCCCGAGGAUGACGCCCCGCCCGUCCCCCAGCCCCAUGAUCGAGAGCACGCCCAUGUCCAUCGCCGGAGACGCCACACCCCUGCUGGACGAAAUGGACCGAUAG
This is a messenger RNA of Trematomus bernacchii (emerald rockcod), 5371 nucleotides long. It is a transcript of the gene supt6h, whose product is annotated as SPT6 homolog, histone chaperone and transcription elongation factor. The transcript has 37 exons. Gene Ontology annotation, biological process: mRNA transcription by RNA polymerase II; positive regulation of transcription elongation by RNA polymerase II; transcription elongation-coupled chromatin remodeling. Gene Ontology annotation, molecular function: DNA binding; histone binding; nucleosome binding. Gene Ontology annotation, cellular component: transcription elongation factor complex. The record is from RefSeq and is a predicted model, not a curated record. The coding region runs from base 116 to 5371 and encodes 1751 amino acids. NCBI's taxonomy places the organism in Eukaryota, Metazoa, Chordata, Actinopteri, Perciformes, Nototheniidae.